Andrographis paniculata is the source of this 1914-nucleotide messenger RNA. Its product is annotated as glycosyltransferase BC10-like. The record is from RefSeq and is a predicted model, not a curated record. The coding region runs from base 563 to 1723 and encodes 386 amino acids. Gene Ontology annotation, cellular component: membrane. The transcript has 11 exons. Gene Ontology annotation, molecular function: glycosyltransferase activity. Lineage: Eukaryota; Viridiplantae; Streptophyta; Magnoliopsida; Lamiales; Acanthaceae.
GUGUGAUGCGUGGAUUAGAAAAAUGGAAGAUUGGAUGACUAUGGAAGUCAAAAGGUGAAGUUGUAGUGGGAGGAUGGAAGGCGAAACAAGCAAGGAAGGUGUGAUCUGCCUAUACCAGCUGAGAUGGACCGCUAGGAAGACCCCACCGCUCGCCACUUGUACGUCCGCUCAUUUCUGCCCUCAGUCCCGCUCAAAUCUUCUUCUUCGCGAUCCAGCCUCUGCCUAAAUUUCUUGUAAGUAUUUAUGAGCGGUGGGAUGAGAUUUGUUACUUGUCGCGGCGUUCUCGAAGUAGUCUCGCGCGCUGCCGUUCCCUUUUCGUUUUAUUCGCCUAUCAAUUAUCGAUGCUGCUGUUGCUACUCCUGCAGUUUCCUGGAAACCCGUGCGGUUUGAAGUUAGUUUAAGCUCUUAAUUUGUAAUUUUGUGGAUCUGUUUGUGUUUCGGUGUGGGGAAGAGUUUGAAUUCAACCUAGAGCAGGAACUUAUGAAUGUGGGUAAUGGAUAGAGUGUGUAAUAAUGUGCUGAGUGAAGAUGAAUUCUGAGAGUGAAGCUGAUUCGGGCAGUGAAUGCGGGAAAUUUGCGAUGUGAUUGGAAAUGGUAGGCAAGUGAAACGAAGUAUCAGCUUCGACUCGAUGAAGCGGAGGUCGAAUUCGCAGAAAUUUCAAUUUCAUCACCGAUGGAAGAGAAAACUGCUUGCGGCGCUGUUGCUAGGGUUUUGUUUCGCGACUUUUCUGUUGAUGGAAUCUCCACCCGCCAUAAUCAAAGUGUUGACGUCGGUCUCCCCUUCGUUGAUUCAGAAGCCUAAAAUUGCAUUUCUCUUUAUCGCGAGAAAUCGAGUUCCGCUCGACAUUGUCUGGGAUAAGUUUUUCAAGGGAGAUGUUGAGAACAGAUUUUCCGUAUAUGUACAUUCGCGGCCAGGGUUCUUGUUGACCAUGGCGACAACAAGAUCAACAUACUUUUUAGACCGUCAAAUUAAUGAUAGUGUACAGGUAGAUUGGGGAGAAGCUAGCAUGAUCCAGGCUGAACGCAACUUGCUUCGACAUGCAUUAAUGGAUAAAUUCAACGAACGAUUUCUUUUCCUCUCAGACAGCUGCAUACCUUUAUACAAUUUCAGCUACACAUACAACUAUAUAAUGUCUGCCUCAACUAGCUUUGUCGACAGCUUUGCCGAUACAAAAGAAGGCCGAUAUAAUCCGAAAAUGCAUCCAGUUAUUCCUGUUGAAAACUGGCGGAAAGGAUCUCAGUGGGUUGUUCUGACCCGAAAACAUGCGGAGAUUGUAGUUAACGAUGACACUGUAUACCCAAUGUUUCAGAGGCAUUGCAAGAAGAGAUCUUUACCUGAGUUUUGGCGGGACGAUCCCUUUCCUGCUGAUGGAUCUAAGGAGCACAACUGUAUUCCAGAUGAACACUAUGUUCAAACCUUGCUUGCUCAAAAAGGUCUUGAAGGAGAAAUCACAAGGAGGUCCUUGACUCAUAGCUCCUGGGAUCUUUCUUCUUCGAGAGAUCCCAAGAGGCGAGGUUGGCAUCCUGUAACUUACAGGUUGGCUGAUGCUACCCCCGCUCUUAUCCAAUCCAUCAAGAGCAUAGAUAACAUCUACUACGAGACUGAGUAUCGAAGGGAAUGGUGCAGCAGCAAGGGGGAGUUCUCCAAGUGCUUCCUUUUUGCAAGAAAAUUUACACGACCUGCUGCGAUACGCCUUCUCAAUACGUCGGAUUGGGAGAUUUGAAGCAACUAUUUUACAUAAAGGAGGAGUUGGUUGCAUUCUUAUUUUGAGCCAUCUUUAAUUUGUUUUGGUUGUAUAAUGUUGUAAUAUGCAUGAAAAUAAAGGGGCUUUGUGCUUCUGGUCAGCAUUUCCAUCAGGUAGUGUAAUUGAACAGUUUUUUUUUAUUCUUAUUUUUAUUUUUUAAAUAAUAUAUG